AUGGCGCCGUGCGGACGUGUCCGGGGCCGCGGGCCGGGCCCCGCGCUCCUCCCGCUCCUGCUCCUCGCCACAGCGGCCGCGGCGGCCGGGCCGCCUUGCAAGGAGCCUGGGGGAGCGCCAGCGAUGGUGGGAGGAGGAGGAGGAGGUGGAGGAGGAGGAGGUGGAGGUGGUGGCCCGCGGGGGCCCCGGAGCGGUGUUGGAGGAGGAGGGGGGGGCUCCGGCGGCGGCUGGAAGCUGUCUGAGGAGGCGGUGUGCCGCGAGGACGUGGUGAGGCUGUGCUCCAAGCACAGCUGGGCCAACAACCUGGCCGUGCUCGAGUGCCUGCAGGAUGUCCGCGAGCCAGACAACGAAAUCUCUUCAGACUGCAACCACCUCCUGUGGAACUACAAGCUGAACCUGACUACAGAUCCGAAGUUCGAAUCCGUGGCCAGAGAAGUCUGCAAGUCCACUAUUGCAGAGAUCAAGGAGUGUGCAGACGAACCCGUUGGUAAAGGCUUCCUGGUGUCGUGUUUGGUGGAUCACAGAGGCAACAUCACCGAGUACCAGUGCCAUCAGUACAUCACUAAAAUGACAGCCAUUAUCUUCAGCGAUUAUCGGCUGAUCUGUGGCUUCAUGGACGACUGCAAGGCUGACAUCAAUCUCCUGAAAUGUGGCAGCAUUCGACCCGGAGAAAAGGAUGCCCACUCGCAAGGGGAGGUGGUGGCGUGCCUGGAGAAAGGCCUGGUGAAGGAGGCGGAGGAGACCGAUCCCCGGGUGCAGGUGUCCGAUCAGUGCAAGAAGGCCAUUCUGCGGGUAGCCGAGCUCUCCUCCGAUGACUUCCACCUGGACCGGCACCUCUACUUCGCCUGCCGGGACGACAGAGAGAGAUUUUGUGAAAAUACGCAGGCUGGGGAAGGCCGAGUUUACAAGUGCCUCUUUAAUCACAAGUUUGAGGAAUCGAUGAGUGAGAAGUGCCGUGACGCGCUGACCACACGCCAGAAGCUGAUUGCCCAGGACUACAAAGUCAGUUACUCGCUGGCCAAGUCCUGCAAGAGUGACCUGAAGAAGUACCGCUGCAACGUGGAGAACCUUCCCCGCUCCCGGGAGGCCAGGCUGUCCUACCUCUUGAUGUGCCUGGAGUCGGCUGUGCACAGAGGUCGGCAAGUGAGCAGCGAGUGCCAGGGCGAAAUGCUGGACUACCGGCGCAUGCUGAUGGAGGACUUCUCCCUGAGCCCCGAGAUCAUCCUCAGCUGCCGGGGGGAGAUCGAGCACCACUGCUCCGGCCUGCACCGCAAAGGGCGCACGCUGCACUGCCUGAUGAAGGUGGUGCGGGGGGAGAAGGGCAACGUCGGGCUCAACUGCCAGCAGGCGCUCCAAACGCUGAUCCAGGAGACUGACCCCGGGGCAGAUUACCGCAUCGACCGCGCGCUGAACGAGGCCUGCGAGUCGGUCAUACAGACGGCCUGCAAGCACAUCCGCUCCGGGGACCCCAUGAUUCUGUCUUGCCUGAUGGAGCACUUAUAUACAGAAAAGAUGGUGGAGGACUGUGAGCACAGGCUCCUGGAGCUCCAGUAUUUUAUAUCUCGUGACUGGAAGUUGGACACGGUCCUGUACCGCAAGUGUCAGGGAGACGCCUCCCGCCUGUGCCAUACCCACGGCUGGAACGAGACGAGCGAGCUGAUGCCCCCAGGGGCGGUGUUCUCCUGCCUGUACAGGCAUGCCUACCGCACCGAGGAGCAGGGAAGGAGGCUAUCGCGGGAGUGCCGAGCGGAGGUACAGCGCAUCCUCCACCAGCGGGCCAUGGACGUGAAGCUGGACCCAGCCCUGCAGGACAAGUGCAUGAUAGACCUGGGGAAGUGGUGCAGCGAAAAGACAGAGACAGGGCAGGAGCUGGAAUGCCUUCAGGACCAUCUUGACGACUUGGUGUCUGAUUGCAGAGACAUAGUGGGAAACCUUACUGAGCUGGAGUCUGAGGACAUUCAAAUCGAAGCCUUGUUGAUGAGAGCGUGCGAGCCUAUUAUCCAGACCUUCUGUCACGAGGUUGCAGAUAACCAGAUUGAUUCUGGGGACCUGAUGGAGUGUCUAAUACAGAACAAACACCAGAAGGAAAUGAACGAAAAAUGUGCCAUCGGAGUUACUCAUUUCCAGCUGGUUCAAAUGAAAGAUUUUAGGUUCUCGUACAAGUUUAAAAUGGCUUGCAAGGAGGAUGUGCUGAAGCUUUGCCCCAACAUCAAAAAAAAGGUGGACGUAGUGAUCUGUCUGAGCACAACCGUGCGCAACGAUACUUUGCAGGAUGCCAAGGAGCACAGGGUGUCUCUGAAGUGCCGCAAGCAGCUGCGCGUUGAGGAGCUGGAGAUGACCGAGGAUAUCAGGCUUGAACCAGAACUGUAUGAGGCUUGUAAAAGUGACAUCAAGAAUUACUGCCAAAAUGUGCCCUAUGGCAAUGCUCAGAUCAUCGAAUGCCUGAAAGAAAUCAAGAAGCAGCUGAGCACACGGUGCCACCAGAAGGUGUUUAAACUGCAGGAGACAGAGAUGAUGGAUCCGGAGUUGGACUACACGCUCAUGAGAGUCUGCAAGCAGAUGAUCAAGCGUUUCUGUCCAGAGGCAGACUCAAAAAAUAUGCUGCAGUGUCUGAAGCAAAACAAGAACAGUGAAGUGAUGGAUCCUAAAUGCAAGCAAAUGAUAACCAAGCGCCAGAUUACCCAGAACACAGAUUACCGUUUAAACCCAGUGCUCAGGAAGGCCUGCAAAGCAGACAUACCGAAAUUUUGCCAGAACAUCCUGAACAGGGCUAAGGAUGAUACAGAACUGGAGGGGCAAGUCAUCUCCUGCCUGAAGCUGAAAUAUGCAGACCAGCGUCUCUCUCCAGACUGCGAGGACCAAAUUAGAGUGAUAAUCCAGGAAUCAGCUCUUGAUUAUCGUCUGGAUCCCCAGCUCCAGAUGCACUGUUCGGAUGAGAUUUCCAGUUUGUGUGCUGAAGAAGCAGCAGCUCAGGAGCAGACCGGGCAGGUGGAAGAAUGUCUGAAAGUCAAUCUGCUGAAAAUAAAAACUGAAAUGUGCAAGAAGGAAGUGCUCAACAUGCUGAAAGAAAGCAAAGCAGACAUAUUUGUGGACCCGGUGCUGCACACAGCCUGUGCCCUAGACAUCAAGCACCACUGUGCUGCUAUUCCACCGGGGAGAGGGCGCCAGAUGUCCUGCUUAAUGGAAGCUCUGGAAGAUAAACGUGUGAGGUUGCAGCCUGAAUGCAAGAAACGCCUCAACGAUCGCAUCGAAAUGUGGAGCUAUGCUGCAAAGGUUGCCCCAGCGGAAGGCUUUUCUGACCUUGCCAUGCAAGUAAUGACCUCUCCGUCCAAGAACUACAUACUGUCUGUGAUCACGGUUGGCAUCUGUGUACUCUUCCUGAUCGGCCUGAUGUGUGGACGCAUCACCAAGCGGGUGACAAGAGAGCUCAAGGACAGGUAGAGCCUGGAUUGCCUGCUGAAGAAAUGCCUGCCCAGUGCCCAGUUUUGUACAGCCCUCCUCUGUAUAGUCUACCCACCCCCUCUCGUGAGAGGAGAAUUGAAAAAAAAAAAAAAAAAAUUAGAACAGCAGCAGGUGUUGGCUCAGUUUUCCCAUCCUGGAUCUCAUCCACAGCAUCUUCAUCCUAUGAAAGUUUGUGUGCAACAUUGGCAGCCCAGCCAGCAGCUUUUGUUAUCCCUUUGUUAGCAGACUCUCGUUGACCUGCCUGUAGACAAGUCUCUGUUGUACUGUUGGAACUGCCUUCACUCUCCAGAUCAGACUGAUAUGACCUGCAGCUCAAGCAGUUUUUAAGUAAAUUUUUAAAGAAAGACAUAUAUCUGCAUACCAACCAUGAUUUAGGUAAUGGUUCAUACUGAAAUAUAGUCAUCCUCUGUGGCUGGGUGAAAUCGAGGCAGGAAAUUUAAGGGUAAAUUGCAUCUUACACCACAGUUGGCCUUGUUUUGGACAUCUUGCUCAUCUUAUGUAAAGCAUCUUCAGAGCAUAGUCUUGGACAACCUAAGGACGCCAGUCGCUGGUGUCAUCUAGUGAAUAUUCUGCUUUUGUUACUGUGGAUUUUUUUGGCUGAAAAGAUGUCCUCCCUUUUCUUCCUCUGCCGCUCGCAAGAUAGAAUAAAAUACUGACCAGGAUCAAAUCCUCACGUGAGCUGUACAACUUGUAUUUCGGUAGAUCAAAGGCACGGUGUAGACACGAGGCACGUAGAGCCUGUCGGUAGCGUGCAGUGCUGCUGUCAGAGGGCAUCGAGUGCCCGGAUCAGUUAACUCGGCCAACCUUGGUAUUAGUGAUGAUGAAGUAAAAUGUUAACACUCCUUUUAUUUUACCUUGCUGCUGCUAAGCUGUUCCCCUUCUGAAUUAACUCUCUCCGGCGGUACCGACACCCUGGCAGGACAGUGCUUUGUCAGUGAUGCGACUGAUCACUCGACGUACCCAGUGAAACAGCUCCUCGUGGGCUAGUGCAGGGGUUUGCAGCUGACCUGUCCAGGGUCUUGAUCGUUUGUAUUGUAGCACUGAAGAGUGUUUUUAGGUUUUCCACAACUACAAUUGAUAAGGAUAGUGGCUGGUGUUUCCUGGGAUGUAGGAUGUGGGUGCUGGUCCAAAAGGCUACGCAGGAGAGGAUGGGAAGGUGAUGGGUACUGUGUGAAAGGCAGAAAUGUCUGGAUCCAUAAGGGAAAUGGCACAUUUGUUAGUUAACAUCAGCGUGCACACUUCAGCUCUAUAGUUAUGCUUCCAGAACCUGAUGCUCACACCUGAGUGCCCAGGUAUCUUGUGAAUGCUGCACCUGUAGUUGUGGCCCACUGCCGUCAUCCUUCUUCCUCGAGCACGAGGAGGAGUGGAGGUCAGAAGCCACGUGCAGUGGCCAAAACCCAAGGAGAUCGGAUUGAAUAUGUUGGUGAAACCCAGAGGUGACCUCACGAAGUCAGCCUGUACAGCAGGAUGGACGUUACUAGCCCCUUCGAUGUGCUCCCCUGUGCGUGCUGCAAAAACAAUCAUGAGCCUGAACCUGUCCAGCUUGGGCUGAUGCUUGAACCACGACUUUAUUUUCCCACUUAGUGCCCUGCUAGGUAAGAUCUGACGUUCCCAGUUCUCUGUAGUGGUCUCUAGAAGAACAGGGAGACGGUAUUGAGACCUUCUGGAAUGUGGACCAGCUGAUUCUCUUGAUGCUGCAUGUACAGAAUGGCGCAUACAAAAUACUGUGAUGGCUUUUGCUGCCUCUGAGAAGUGCUAGAAAAGGUGUACAAAGAAGCUUUUCGCAACGCCCCUUCAUCCCACUCCGAGGAUGGACAGCAAACUGUUAGCGAUGCGCUCUUAGACUUGCUAUGCUAGCAAAUUUUUCACGAGCCCUUCUGUCUCCAAGUAGUGUGAGCAUAAAGCAAGCAGUAGAGAAAGUCUGAGCAGAGAAUGUGUACGUGAUAGAUUCCAGUGAAGUUCUUAGGUAGAACAGAAGUGAAACCUGAUUUUUUUCUCACCCCUGUUCCCUGGUGCUAGUAGACCUUAGCUGGCCCUCUGUAAAGGUGAACUGGAACAGCAAAGGGACAUUUGGUCACAUCUCUCGAGGUAGCACUGGCUGUGUAACACCACAAAUGAUGGUUUGGCAGUUAUAAAAGUGGUUUGUUUGGUGUGACAGUCCAAGUGCUGAAAUGUCUGCUGUCGAGGUGUGUUCGCAGAGCUACCUGGAAGGGAAGUGGAAUCUUUGUGCAGUCUUGCUCGCGUGGUACAAGCCCUGCUUCUUGAAUGUCUGUCAGAAAUAAUUCCUAUCAGAGGAUUUUUAACCUCCUGAAGCUUCUAAAUAACUUCUGAAAAGGCAUUUUGUAACCUGGUUAGCUUGAUGAAAUACCUAAUUAAGAUGGUUUAUUGUCUAAAAGUAGCAUCUUCCACUAAAUUCCAAAUGGCAUUGCAGUGAAAAUUGUAGGUUUGUAGCUGUAGCUCUGAAUGUAAAUCAUGUUUUGCUCUGAAGGUAACUUCUUUACUUUCUGGCUUUCUGGUUUUUGUUUGCUUUCUUUUUAAUUUGGAGAAGGUUAAGGUACAAGAACCAAGCUUCCUCUAUUCUUGCAGGCUUUGGAGACUGUGCUGACGUGUUUUGUUGUGACACUUGAGAAUCAUUAGAACAGACAGCUCUGUUAGAGAGCUGUCCUAAAUGGUUUAGAAUAGAUGCUUUUCCCUGAAAUGUGUGCCUAGUCAUAGCCAGUGCACCCACGGUGUGCCCCCUGCUCUUUGGAGCAGCGUUUUGCCUGGCUGCCUGCAGGCACGGUUCCUGCUGGGUGGCGUGCUGCUGGGACCUUCACCUGAGCUGAGCAUCUGCUGAAGGGAUGGUUUAGCAAAGUGUCCCCGUGGCGGAGCGAGCCCCAAGCCCGUGCAGGUACCUGCGGUGCCAUGUGAGGGGUCUGCAGUCGGCGGCGUUUCUUGCAGAGUCUCUCCAGGGAACGUGGUUCAGUGCGAGCGGAGGUGCCAGGAGCCCCUGUGGAGCACAGGUGGGAUAUUGAGUGAAUUUCUGCUCGAUUCCCUCAGACGUCCUUCCUUGCUGUUAGGGUGAAGACCCGCCUUUUAUAGUGUAACACUGUCAGAUGAUCUAAGCCAUUUUAUCUGUAAGCAUUAUACCCCAUGUUUCAAAAUCAGGCCUCCUAACACUGCUAAUGACCAAAUUUGCUUUUUUUUUUUCCUUUUUUUUUCUUUGACUAGAAAUUUACCAAUCCCUAUCUGGAAAUGUUCUCCUCCUAUUCAUGUGUAUGCCUAAAAAUCCAGAGGUCUCAGAAAGCACAGAAACCCACACAAGUACUCUUCCAAAAAUAACCUGCUGGUGCUGUUGCCAGCACAUCUUGCCUGCAGGUAACAUUUUUCCCCUGUGGGAAGGGAAAUCAAUGGCUGUAUGAACCUGUGCUGUUGCCUUGACUUUUAAGGAAGCCUUUUUACUUAGUGAUUCCAUGGAAAGUACUAGAAAUAACUGUGAUCAGCCACAAGUGGUGGUGUGGUAGGACUCGGGGUGCCCUUUCCUCUCUCUGACCCUCACUGCUCGGUGCAGGAUUCAGUGCAGCCACGUGAGUCUCUUCUCCUUCUCCUGGUUGAGAUGAGAGCUGCUGCUAGGGGCAGUUUUCCUCCUGAGGUGAGGGCUCAGCUGUGUUUCUGAGUGGUGGCAUGGGUUUAAAUGACGUGGGUAGGGAGGGCUGUGCACAACGUGCACCUCGUUGUUGUGCUCCAGCUAGCCUGUUGGUGUGCAUUCUCAUUGACCUUAAGAAAUAAUCUUAUUUAUUGUUAUCUAGUGGGUCUAAUCAAGUCCUUUUGCUUCGUUUCAACAUUGGAUUCUCCUGCCUUGCUUCUGUCGUUCAGGCUGUUGUAGGAACUGAUGUGGGUAGGAACAAAAUUCCUGGCACUUGAAGUAACGUCAGCUGUGUCUGCCUCACUGAAGAGGGUUGAAAAAGCCCUGAUGGAGCUCAAAUAAUCCCGUAAUAAAAUGUAAGCAUUUCACCCAGAUUCUGGCAUGUAAAGAUCCAUGCAAAUACAGUCAAGCUUGCUCUGAAAGAAUCCACAGUAAGCUCAUCGUAUGAAAAUAAGGGAGAGGAACGAAGGAUGCAGCAGUAUGGGAACUUAUCGUGGGGGGUACCGUGGGGAAGCGAUGUGAUAAGCCAGAGAUCACUUGAAUCUGAUAACAUUGUAGAGGAAGUGUGUUCAAGUUGGAUGGUGACUUCUGUUAAAACACAACUUUAUUAUUUAGUUGCAAGAAGAUUGUAGUACUUUUUUUUUUUUGUUAACUUUGUCAGCUUUGUUUAAAAACGGUAGUUUUGAGGUGUGUGUGCGCGAGUGCAUGAGCGUGGUGUGGAAUCAGGACAUUUCAUCGAGCACUUCUGCCCCUAUGAAAAUACCGUUCUGCGGACUCAAAACAGCUUUAGAGGUGGUUUGUGUGAAAACACGCUACUGAGCAUGGGCUUUUAAACCUUAAAAGCAGCUGCCAGGUACUGAUCUUUGUGCAGUCCUUCCCCUCGGGGGCCAAAACCGCAGGCUCGCCUCCGUUAGUGAGUUACUGUGUGAGGGGACCCAGUUCUCACACAAAAACAAGAAUUAGAUUGGUACAGCUGUUUUUAUCCUAUACUGUUAGGAUUCUGCUUCGUAUCCACCCAACGGUUCCUGAAUGCUACCUGCAGACUUGCCUGUGUGGGACAGGGAGGAAUAAUAAUAUAAUCCAUUGCCACAUCCUGGGGAGAAGCAGCUCGCUGUUCUCUCUUUCCAGAACAUCUGAAUUUAAUAUCGUAGCUGAUCAAGAGCAAAAGCUACUUCCUGGGUGGAUCGUUACACCCAGAAAUCCCACCACAUCCCCCCCCCCCCGUCCCCGGUAUAUUUACUAAAUAGAAGUGCUUGUGUAGCUGUCGGCUUGGGAAAUACUAAAAAUAGAGGAAAAGGGAAAGGUGUGACUUUCGCCCGUAGAUUAUGCGUUGACACUUGUGCUGAAUGGACGUGAUCAGAAACUGUGACUAAUGUUUGUGUUGGACUGGAAAAAAAAAAAAAAAAGAGAAAUUAGAGGUGUUGGUAGGGGAGGGUAAGAGGGGAUCACGCAGGCGCACGUAGUGAGCUCCGGGUAGUGUGUAGGGAUACUGCAAGCCUCCCCGAAUAGUGUACAAAACAGACCCAACGAAUUCAUAUUGUACAGCAAAAGCUGUUUGAACUUAGGUUUUGUUUCUUUUUUUUAAAAAAAUGUGACAUUAACAAGACUUUUUUUUUUUGUAAAUUGUUUUCCUUUCUGUGUAUAAAAUCCUGGCCGUUCCUUGUUUUUUUUUUUUUUUACAUGUUCAUGCUGUGUAAUUUUGAGAUGUUACUGAGAUUCUGAACAUAAUGUGCAUUUUUUCUGUACAGAUGAAAUGGGAGAAUUUAAUAAAAAGAGUCUGCAGGUUUUUA
Anas platyrhynchos (mallard) is the source of this 8877-nucleotide messenger RNA. Lineage: Eukaryota; Metazoa; Chordata; Aves; Anseriformes; Anatidae. The record is from RefSeq and is a predicted model, not a curated record.